UCCGUCUCUCUCCCUCUCGAUCAUCUACAAACGAAAAGUCAAAUCAGGUUAAUUUUGUUCCUUUUUCUGUUCGAUUCUUCGAUUUUGGUAGGGCUCGCGGAUUCCGAUCGUCCAUGGCUGCUCCGAAGGGUUUCUGAUCCUGGGUUUCCGAGAUUUUCACUUGUGGAGUUUGAUCGUCUUCUUCCUCUGCAAUGGCUUGGGAUGAGAACAAACCCAAGAGGCUCUAUCAAGUUUGGAGGGGAAGCAAUAAAUUCCUUUGCGGCGGGAGGUUAAUCUUUGGUCCAGAUGCUUCAUCUCUGUAUCUAUCCUCCCUCCUGAUUGUUGGUCCUGCCAUUAUGUUCUGUGUUAAAAUGUACAUGAAGAUAAAUGACCCUCUUACCAAAAACGCUGACCGCUGUAUUCCGGUUUUGGCCGUUACCUGGAUUCUCACCUUUUUGGAUAUUUUUUUCCUCUUCAUGACGUCUGGUAGAGAUCCUGGAAUAGUGCCGAGAAAUUUGAGGCCCCCUGAAUCAGAUGAAAUGCUGGAUUCAAAUACUCCAUCGAUGGAAUGGGUUCAUGGUAGAACCCCAAAUAUAAAACUACCAAGGAUCAAAGAUGUGAUCGUCAAUGGCCAUACCGUGAAAGUGAAGUACUGUGACACUUGUCUGCUAUACCGUCCUCCUCGUGCUUCCCAUUGUUCUAUCUGCAACAACUGCGUCCAAAGAUUUGAUCACCACUGCCCAUGGGUUGGCCAGUGUAUUGGAUUACGGAAUUACCGGUUCUUCUUCAUGUUCAUAUCAACAUCAACCAUUCUGUGCAUAUAUGUCUUUGUGUUUUCCUGGCUGAACAUUUUCCAGAGGCAUAUGGACGAAAAUAUCAGUAUCUGGAAGGCUAUAUCCAAAGAUGUGCUAUCGGAUAUCCUCAUAGUUUACUGCUUUAUAGUCGUGUGGUUUGUCGGUGGCCUCACGAUCUUCCAUUCCUACCUCAUCUGCACUAACCAGACAACAUAUGAAAACUUCCGCUACCGCUAUGAUAAAAAGGAGAAUCCAUACAAUAAGGGUGUGCUAGGAAACUUACGGGAGAUAUUUUUCUCAAAGAUCCCUCACUCAGUGAAUAAGUUCAGAUCAUUUGUGAAGGAAGACGAACAUGUGAUGGCAGAAACCCCUACCUCAAAUUUCGGUGAAAGUCUAGUUAGCUCGAAGGAGAAGAUCGACAUCGAGAUGGGAAACAGGAUUGUUGAUGAGAAUGGAAAGAGCUACUCACUUCCUGAGAUUCUCCGAAACCUCAACUAUGAAGACCUCGAGGAUGAUUAUGACGACUUGAAGAGUAAGGAUCACGAUCAAGGAUUUCCAUCUUUCGACCCGUUCUUUACUUCCGAGCAAGAAGAUGGCAGAAAGGAGCUUGCCCGAAUGUCAAAAGGUGGUAAAGGAGGAGAAGAAUAUUCUUUCAGUUCCAGUGACGAAGAUGGGGAUGCAGAAAAAACCAUCCGGAUCUCCAUUGACGACGAAGAAGAAGAAGAAGAAGAAGAAGAAAGAGUUGGAAGGCAUGAAGAAAAUCACAAUCCAGGUGAAAGCGCAAACAUUCACGAGAAAUCCGACGAUGAAACAAGCUCCCCUCGAUCCACAACACCUGUUCUUCGUAAAUAGAGAUUGAGCAAAAGGCUGCAGGAUCUGAAGGAAGCCUUUUACAUAAUCUGUAUUUCUGGACUGGAGAAAUGGGGAUUGUGCUUCUUCAAGGUUUGUUUGUAUACUCUUUUACUGUGAUUGAGAAUAAGGUAAAUUCGGAGGAAAUAAGAACAAGUAGGGUUGGUGGGGGUGUGUUUGAGCCUUUUAGAUUUCUUUCCCUUUUUUUAAAAAAAAAAAAUUCGUUCUUUUGAUUGUUUUUCUUCUUUUUGGGGGCCCUUUAGUUGCAUUACACAUCUGAUUUCUUUUAUUUUUUUUGGGUUAUUAUGGAAACAGAAAUUUAUAAUGUAUACUUGUGUAUUUUUUUUUAUAAUGAUUGCACUUAUUUGUUUA
Molecule: messenger RNA, 1994 nt
Organism: Tarenaya hassleriana
Lineage: Eukaryota; Viridiplantae; Streptophyta; Magnoliopsida; Brassicales; Cleomaceae
Product: probable protein S-acyltransferase 4
Exons: 6
Coding region: 192-1625 (477 amino acids)
Biological process (GO): protein targeting to membrane; peptidyl-L-cysteine S-palmitoylation
Cellular component (GO): endoplasmic reticulum; Golgi apparatus
Molecular function (GO): protein-cysteine S-palmitoyltransferase activity
Source: RefSeq, a predicted model, not a curated record